This is a messenger RNA of Synchiropus splendidus (mandarinfish), 2928 nucleotides long. RefSeq names its product FKBP prolyl isomerase 4 (gene fkbp4). The record is from RefSeq and is a predicted model, not a curated record. Gene Ontology annotation, molecular function: peptidyl-prolyl cis-trans isomerase activity; protein binding. NCBI's taxonomy places the organism in Eukaryota, Metazoa, Chordata, Actinopteri, Syngnathiformes, Callionymidae. Bases 328 to 1677 code for a protein of 449 amino acids. The transcript is spliced from 10 exons.
GGGACGAGACUCUCUGGAAAGUUCUCGGCCCUUCUGAAACGCGUUUGAAAUCGCUCCUCUGUCGAACAACGUGACCUUAGAUUAAUGGGACAAGUUCCCCGUCGUGACGGCCGUAUUCGUGCACAGUAGCCGCGGGGUUCGCUCCAGCUUCUGACAGAGCGCGCGCACCCGUGGAUGCACGGCUCGUCAAUCUCGUUAGCCUGUUAGCUUGGCCAGGCUGUUGCUUGUGCACCUGUUUUCAGACACUCCCGAGUUAUUAGAUUUAUUGUUCGCAUCCAGUCAACUUUAUCACGUCGCUUCUUAUAGAAGGCAAGGCGCACUCUCCGUAUGACAAUGACUGCGGAGGAGCAGACAGUUGAAGGACAGCACAGCAUGAUGGAAGGGGAGGACAUCACUCCGAAGAAGGAUGGCGGAGUCCUGAAGCUUUUGAAGAGGGAGGGCACCUGCGCAGAGCUGCCCCUGAUUGCCGACAAAGUUUAUGUCCACUAUGUGGGCACACUUCUGGAUGGUACUCAGUUUGACUCGAGCAGAGAGAGAGAAGAGCAGUUCUCUUUUGAGCUGGGCAAAGGUCAAGUUAUUAAAGCGUGGGACAUUGGUGUUGCUACGAUGAAAGUGGGCGAGCUGGCCCAGUUCAUCUGCAAGCCGGAGUAUGCGUACGGGUCUGCUGGCAGCCCCCCCAAGAUCCCACCGAACGCCACGCUUGUUUUCGAGGUGGAGCUGUUUUCAUUUCAUGGCGAAGACGUAACGGAGGAUCAGGAUGGAGGGAUUAUCCGGCGUGUUAUGACCAGAGGGCAGGGGUACUCCAAGCCUAAUGAGGGAUCUGCUGUUGAAGUGACCGUUCAGGGGACAUUUAACGGACGCGUGUUUGACGACCGGGAAAUGAAAUUUGAGGUUGGCGACGGAGAAAGUCUCGGUUUGCCAGUCGGUGCUGAAAAAGCCAUCAUGGCAAUGGAGCAGGGAGAGGAGGCGAUCUUUAACAUCAAACCCAAAUAUGGAUUUGGGAAAGAAGGAAAUGCAAAACACAACAUUCCCGACGGGGAGACCAUUCAGUACAGGAUCAAGCUCACAGCGUUUGAAAAGGCCAAGGAAUCAUGGGAGAUGAACACGGCGGAGAAACUGGAACAGAGCAGUGUGGUGAAAGAGAAGGGAACACAGUAUUUCAAGGAGGGUAAAUACAAGAAGGCGUCAGUGCAGUACAAGCGGAUCGUGUCGUGGCUGGAGCACGAGUCCAGCCUGUCCGGCGAGGAGGAGACGAAGGCCAAAGCGUUGAAGCUAGCUGCGCAUCUCAACUUGGCCAUGUGUUACCUCAAACUGCAGGAGCCAAAUCAAGCUCUGGAAAGUUGUGACAAGGCUCUGGAGAUGGAUGGAUCCAAUGAGAAAGCUUUGUUCCGGAGAGGAGAAGCGCUUUACGGCAUGAAGGAGUUUGAGCGGGCGAAAGAGGACUUUCAGAGAGUACUUCAGCUCUACCCUGCAAACAAAGCGGCCAAGAGUCAGGUGGUUCUCUGUCAGAAGCAAAUAAAGGAGCAGCGGGAAAAGGACAAGCGCAUAUAUGCCAACAUGUUCCAAAAGUUUGCUGAGCGGGACCUGAAGAAGGAAGAAAAGCAGAAAGGCGACAGCAAAGAAAACGGUGACACCGAGAUGGAGGUGGAGAACACAGAGAAGGACGUCGAGGCUUAAAUGUUUCUCAUGAAGAACUUGCCGAAUGCCGGUGUAGACUUUUGUAACCUCUUCAAUGUGUGAUUGUGUGCAAGUGAGAGUUUGUAUUCGCAUCGAGCACUGGAUCGUCUCCGCUGGCUUUCUGUGUCUGAGCUUUUCGCCAUGGCAGCUAGCUGAGAGGGUGUGGCGUCCACAGCUUGACGGUACUGUGGGAAGUGCAUUUCAAGAUGGUGCGCCACCACCCCAAAUCCUUUGACCCCGAAACUUCAAACUUUGUGUGUUUUUCAAAAUGUAGGUUUGUCAUUUUAGACCCUCCUGCCAAGGGCUACUCCAUCCACUUUCCACACUAACUUUGCUCUACGUAUUUCAUCUCAUGGGCCUGUUGAUCAAUUUCUGGACUUGUGCUGGUUGUAGUCUAAGAGUUGAUGUUAUUGUUGAGUGCAUGUGUCCCAGAGUAAGUAUGUAGCAGGUCUGGCUGGUGGACAAGAUUACAAAGAUGCCACGGUUUGACAAAGGCUCUCAAUCUAAGGUGUGGCCUCGGUACUGGACUUGUCAGGAAUAUUGAAAUUAUGUUGGCCCCAAAUGUUAUGCUUCUAUGUUCUUGAAAAUGUUCAUAACCACGAACGACUCAACUGGAAUACUUUUAAAAAAGCAGCUAGAAGGGACGUGUUAUGGGCUCAUCCUUGUGUAAUCCACUGUUGAGUCUUAAUUUAAAUAUUUGAUGGCUUUUUAUAUUGAUUCAGACGGUUUAGACUGCACGUCCUUGGAACACCCUGCGCUGUCUCCUGAAGAGUCGGCCGCAACCCACCAUCCAGAACAAGGUUGUGGACUGUGCGUCAAGUUUGUCUUUCUCGUUGCAGAGAGUUCACUGUUUGCUCUUGUCUGACAAACUUAAAUAAUAAACGAUUCAAUCAAGGGAGUGUUUUCUUGUCUCAACGCUCAAUUUCGCACUCAAGUGCUGUCUCAGAGAUUGUUGAGCUAGUUUUAUUUGCUGCCAGUGUUGUAUACUUCCAUGUCUGUGAUGUAAAGAUUAUUUGUUUAGCCGGCGACAACAGAUGUUCAUGUUGAUUCAAACAGGUAAACGGUCUCCUCUUUCACAGUCCAGUCUCAACUGUUAUCUUGUGUCUUUAAAUGCCAUGUAGAAUUGACUUGUUUUUUGGUUGCACUUUUUUGAAGGUGUGAUACAUUAACAAUUGAAACUGUUCUGGGUGUUUUUUUGUAAAAGCACGUAAGCCAUUCUAAAGCCUGUUUCAGUCAUAGCUUUAGGAAUUC